AUGGCAGAGAAAGAAGCAAAACAAAAAGAGAAAGAUGCAAAAGAACAGGAAAAAAAACAGAAAGAUGAACAGAAAGCACUGAAAGAAGGAGCCAGACCAAAAGAGAAACAAGCAAAAGGAGAAGGAAAAGAGAAAGGAAAAGAAAAAACAAAAAAAGGAAAAGAGGGAGGAGAAGCAAAAGGCAAAGAUAAAUCUGGUAAAGGCGAUAAAGGGGGAGGAGACAGCCAAAAUAAAAACGAAAAGAAACAGAAAAAAGAUAAAAAGAAAGAAGAAAAAACAGCAGACAAAGGAGGCAAAGGAGACAAAGGAGGCAAAGGAGAUAAAGGAGGUGAUAAAGGAGCAAAAGGAGACAAAGGAAGCAAAGGAGACAAAGGAGGAGAUAAGGGGGGAAAGGGAGGAGACAAAGGCAGCAAAGGAGGAGACAAAGGAGACAAAGGCAGCAAAGGAGGAGACAAAGGAGGAGGAAAAGGAGGAGACAAAGGAGGAGACAAAGGAGGAGGCAAAGGUGGAGACAAAAAAGGCAAAGGAGGAGAUAAGGGAGGAGACAAAGGAGGCAAAGGAGGAGACAAAGGAGGCAAAGGAGGAGACAAAGCAGCAGAAAAAGGAGGAGACAAAGGAGGAGGCAAAGGAGGAGACAAAGGAGGCAAAGGAGGAGACAAAGCAGCAGACAAGGGAGCAGAUAAAGGGAAAGGAGGAGACAAAGCAGCAAAAGGAGACAAAAAGAAAACCAAAGGAGACAAACAAAAAGCAGAUAAUCAACAGACAGCAAAGGGAGCAAAAGGAGACGCAACACAAAAGGCAGCGGGAGACAAAGGAAAUAAAAAAGAAAAGAAAACAGAAAACAAAGCCGAAGGCAAAGCAGGAAAGAAAGAAAAAGCAGCAGGGAAAGACAAAACAGGAGACAAAGCAGAGGCAAAAGCGAAAGAGAAAAAAACAGAAAAGGCAGCAGCAAAGGAGACAAAGGGAGAUAAGGCAGCAGCAAAAGAGGGAAAAGGAGACAAAGCAGCAGCAAAAGAAAAGAAAUCAGAGAAAGCAGCGGCGAAACAAGAACAGAAAAAAGAGAAAGCAGCAGCAAAGGAAAAAACAGCAGACAAGGCAGCAGCAAAAGACAAGACAGCAGCAAAAGACAAGGCAGCAGCAAAAGACAAGACAGCAGCAAAAGACAAGGCAGCAGCAAAAGACAAGGGGGCGAGCGCAGAGAAGGGAGCUUCAAAAACAAAAGGUAAAAAAGAAGCAAAGGCAGGGGACCAGAACAAAGCAACUGAAACAGGGAAAAAAGAUAAAGCAGCAGCAAAAGCAGACAAGGCAGCAGCAAAGGCAGAGAAAGCUGCAGCAAAGAAAGAGAAAGCUGCAGCAAAGAAAGAGAAAGCUGCAGCAAAAAAGGAGAAAGCUGCAGCAGCAAAGAAAGAAAAAGCUGCAGCAAAAGCAGCAAAGAAGAAGGAAAAGAAAGCGAAGACAGCUGCUGACAAAGCAAAGAAGAAAACAGCAAAGCAAAACAAAAAGAAAAAGACCAAAACUAAAACAAAGAAAAAAGCUAAAACAAAAACAAAACCGAAAAAAACAAAAAAGAAAAAAGCUAAAAAGAGAAAGACAAGAAGGAAGAGGAGAAGGUAA
This is a messenger RNA of Eimeria mitis, 1614 nucleotides long. RefSeq lists its product as uncharacterized. The record is from RefSeq and is a predicted model, not a curated record. Gene Ontology annotation, molecular function: DNA binding; structural constituent of chromatin. Gene Ontology annotation, cellular component: Golgi stack; ER to Golgi transport vesicle membrane; nucleosome. NCBI's taxonomy places the organism in Eukaryota, Apicomplexa, Conoidasida, Eucoccidiorida, Eimeriidae. Bases 1 to 1614 code for a protein of 537 amino acids. Gene Ontology annotation, biological process: nucleosome assembly; membrane fusion; endoplasmic reticulum to Golgi vesicle-mediated transport. The transcript has a single exon.